This is a messenger RNA of Mastomys coucha (southern multimammate mouse), 665 nucleotides long. RefSeq names its product beta-2-microglobulin (gene B2m). NCBI's taxonomy places the organism in Eukaryota, Metazoa, Chordata, Mammalia, Rodentia, Muridae. Gene Ontology annotation, biological process: peptide antigen assembly with MHC class II protein complex; immune response; positive regulation of T cell activation. The transcript has 4 exons. Gene Ontology annotation, cellular component: MHC class I protein complex; MHC class II protein complex. Gene Ontology annotation, molecular function: MHC class II protein complex binding. The coding region runs from base 62 to 421 and encodes 119 amino acids. The record is from RefSeq and is a predicted model, not a curated record.
GAGCGCGCUCCCAGGCUGCCUCUCAUUUCAGUCGUCCGGACACGGAGCUUCAGUCUUCGGGAUGGCGCGCUCGGUGACCCUGGUCUUUCUGGUGCUUGUCUCACUGACCAGCCUGUAUGCUGUCGAGAAAUCUCCUCUAAUUCAAGUAUACUCGCGGCACCCACCGGAGAACGGGAAGGCAAACUUCCUGAACUGCUAUGUAUCACAGUUUCACCCGCCUCACAUCGAAAUUGAACUGCUGAAGAAUGGGCAAAAAAUGACUAAUGUAGAGAUGUCAGAUCUGUCCUUCAGCAAGGACUGGUCUUUCUAUAUCCUGGCUCAUGCUGAAUUCACGCCCACUGCCACCGAUACAUACGCCUGCAGAGUUAAACAUCCCACUAUGAAGGAGCCCAAGACCGUCACCUGGGAUCGAGACAUGUAAUCAAGCACCAUGGAGCUCUGAAGAUUCAUUUGGACCAGUUUAAUUCCUAACCCAGUUUCUAAUAUGCUUUGCAAUUUAUGCACACAGUAAGAACUAGCAAUGUGCCCAUCAUCUUCUUUAUAUCUCACUUUAAAUGUUUUAUGCAUGUUUUCAAAAAAAAUUGGAGACUAAUGUCCUAGAUAUCUGGAAUAAUAAAGCUUCAAUGAGUAUUUUGAUCAAAAAAUAAAUAUAGUUAAGAACAAUA